UGUUAGGUUAACAAAUAUGAAAUAUCCAUCUGAUUUUUAGUCUUUGAUUACUAUGGAGUAUUUAACUCAGAGGAUAUUUGUUUACUUUCUGUUAUGUUUUGUCCCGAUUUUUGCUAAAGCGAAUCCGGUUGGAACAACACUGGAUAAGAUCGUAGAGAUGAAGCCUGUUAACGCACUAGUGAGACUACCUGAACUCGAAGCGUCCACACCUGGUAGAGACGAUCAUCCGUUUGAUGAAUUCACGACGCCACAAAUGGCGGCUAUUCUUGAAAAGCUUAACCUCACCAGGGGACGACUCCAAGGGGAUAUUGUCCUUAACCGGCAAGAGAUGAUAGACCUACUGUUGAGAUUGGAAACAAUUGAAAAUGCACCUCAUAAUAAAGACACUGUUGGUAAAGACGGCCAUAUCACCCAACCUCAUUUCAAACGACCGAACGUGAGGAAAAUUUUGAAUUUAUUUAAAUUGAAACAACAGAGAAGUCUUGCGAGAACACAAAGAGAAACUGUAACGAGAUAUCGACGGAGUCUUGCUAACAAAGAGAAAUGGACCUUUCCAAUAUCAUAUUUCAUUGAUAGUUCAAUUUCUCCAAACAGCAAAAAAGAGAUGAUCCGUGAUAGUCUGGAUCACUGGGAAGAGAAAACAUGUGCCUCGUUUCGAGAGGUUUCCAUGACGACAUCACCGGGAAUAACCUUUACUUCAAAAACCGGAUGCGUCUCGUCAGUUGGUAUGGUACUUGACAAUGAUGGUAAUGAGAUAUCUUUGGAAAAUGGACGUUGUAACCAGAUGGGCGUGAUAGUUCACGAAGUGGGUCACGCUUUGGGGUUCUACCAUACCCAGACACGUCCGGAUCGAGACUCUUACGUGAUUUUGUAUAAUAACAAUAUACAGACUAGCAAGUUUGAAGCAAAUUAUGCUAAAGACACAUGGGACAAUUUUAUUCUUUAUAAUUUGGAGUACGAUUAUGCUUCUGUGAUGCAUUAUAGUCCACAGACAUUUUCUAUAACAAGUACCAAAGAAAAUCCAACGAUGGACGCUGUUAAUCCUUUGUACAACGGCGUCAUGGGUAAUGACGCUGGGUUGUCCUUCUUAGACGCAAAGCUGUUUAACAUUCAUUACUGUAGUGCUGAAUGUCCCGGCUAUUCA
Owenia fusiformis is the source of this 1144-nucleotide messenger RNA. The record is from the annotation of a GenBank genome assembly. NCBI's taxonomy places the organism in Eukaryota, Metazoa, Annelida, Polychaeta, Sabellida, Oweniidae.